AUGCGCGGAAGCAAAGUUCGACCAGCACUACCACAGAUCCCUGAACGCAAGAAAAUCUCCAUAGAGGAUUUCUUACUGAUCAAGGUCCUUGGAAAGGGCUGCAUGGGCAAAGUGAUGCUGGUUCGGGAGCACAAGAGCAAAAAGCUGUUUGCACUCAAAGCAAUCUCCAAAGAAUGGGUCAUUUUGCAGCGUGAAAUUGAGCAUACGAAAUCAGAACGCGACAUCCUUGCCAACGUGGCGCAGAUCUCGCAUCCAUUCUUGAUUAAGCUCCGGCACUCAUUUCAGUCCAAUGCACAGCUCUUUAUGGUUCUGGACUACUACCCUGGGGGAGACAUUGCGACGCAGCUCGCUAAAUGGUACCGGUUCAAACCCGAGCGAUGUAUGUUCUACGCUGCUGAAAUCGUUUUGGGCAUCGAGGAGUUGCACCGCCAGGGAAUUGUCUACAGGGACCUGAAACCAGAGAAUAUUCUCCUUGCACUUGAUGGACACAUCGUCCUGACCGACUUUGGCCUUUCGAAGCAAUUCUCAGCGUUCUCAGCAUCAUCUCCCUAUUUGGCAGAAGAAAAGACCAACACAUUUUGUGGAACUGCUGAAUAUCUCGCCCCCGAGAUUCUUCGAGCGGCCGAAUAUAGCUACGAGGUGGACUGGUGGAGCCUUGGCACACUGCUUUACGAAAUGAUGGCCGGAAUUACUCCAUUCUGGGCAGAAAACCAUGCUUAUAUGUACCAGCGGGUGUUGGAGGACGCCCUAGAGUUUCCUCCAGAAAUUUUUCAGGACGACCCAUAUGCAGUCGACUUCCUUGUCGGGCUCCUUGAACGUGACCCUAGGAGCCGCUUGGGAAGCCUAGGUGCUAGCGACGUCAAAGCACAUCCAUACUUUCGGAUGAUUGACUGGGAAAUGGCGAUGCAGAAAAAGCUGCCUUGUCCAUACAUUCCAGAGUUGACCUCCGAGGAAGACUUGAGCAAUUUUGAUGAUGCUUUCUUG
Messenger RNA from Gamsiella multidivaricata, 984 nucleotides. Its product is annotated as kinase-like domain-containing protein. Gene Ontology annotation, biological process: protein phosphorylation. Lineage: Eukaryota; Fungi; Mortierellomycota; Mortierellomycetes; Mortierellales; Mortierellaceae. Gene Ontology annotation, molecular function: protein serine/threonine kinase activity; ATP binding. The transcript has 6 exons. The record is from RefSeq and is a predicted model, not a curated record. The annotation marks the transcript as partial.